GUUUCUCAUGCUCACUAUAUAAUGGAUUAAAGUCGAAGCUUUCCCUCAUUUUCUUCUCUCUUUUCAGAAUUUUCAUUUCCCUUUCAUCCGAAAUAGUAAUAAUAAUUUUAUUUUUAUUUUUUUCUUCGACAUUCAGAUCUAAAACUCUCGUUCAUACAAUCAAAAAAAGAGAAGUUGAAAAAAUGGCGACAGUGUCUCCUCUGACGAAAUACAAGCUGGUAUUUUUUGGCGAGCAAUCCGUCGGCAAAACCAGCAUUAUCACCCGUUUCAUGUACGAUAAAUUCGACACCACUUAUCAGGCCACAAUAGGAAUUGAUUUUUUGUCAAAAACUUUGUAUCUUGAAGAUCGGACGGUUCGAUUGCAGCUUUGGGAUACUGCAGGGCAGGAGAGAUUUAGGAGUCUUACUCCAAGUUAUAUCAGAGAUUCUUCUGCUGCAGUAAUUGCUUAUGAUGUAGCUUGUGAGUAUCAGCCAACCUAA
This is a messenger RNA of Hibiscus syriacus, 479 nucleotides long. Its product is annotated as ras-related protein RABH1e-like. The transcript is spliced from 3 exons. Gene Ontology annotation, molecular function: GTPase activity; GTP binding. Bases 183 to 479 code for a protein of 98 amino acids. The record is from RefSeq and is a predicted model, not a curated record. Lineage: Eukaryota; Viridiplantae; Streptophyta; Magnoliopsida; Malvales; Malvaceae.